Messenger RNA from Acytostelium subglobosum LB1, 930 nucleotides. RefSeq lists its product as hypothetical. The transcript has 3 exons. Gene Ontology annotation, molecular function: protein binding. Gene Ontology annotation, biological process: protein homooligomerization. Lineage: Eukaryota; Evosea; Eumycetozoa; Acytosteliales; Acytosteliaceae. The coding region runs from base 1 to 930 and encodes 309 amino acids. The record is from RefSeq and is a predicted model, not a curated record.
AUGAUCACAGUUGCCGGUGUCUCCAUCGACAAGACAACGCCAGUCAACUUCAAUGUUGGUGGAACACUAUUUGCCACAUCUUUGGCAACAGUAUUCAAAUGUCCUCAGAGCAUAUUAUGUCGUGUGGUCGAGAUGCAGAUCAAACAGAUACAGAAGGAGGAGGUCAUAUUCAUUGAUAGGAACCCAACCUACUUUGGUUGUCUACUUGACUACCUGCGCACCAGUCGUUACAACGCACCCAUUGGCGUCAACACCAAGGCACUUCUCGAAGAGGCAGAAUUCUUCAACAUCAAGCCACUAGUCCAAUUGAUCCAAGACGAGCCCGAGAUGACCAGAUGUGAUAUCAUAAACAUCAUCAACUCGUGCUACGACUAUCCUCGUCUUCAAGGAAUUUGGAUGAGUCGACUCAACUUCACGGGACUCGAUCUGAGUUGUGCCCUGUUCAACUAUUCCAAUCUCUCCAGGACAAUAUUUAAGAUGGCAACAAUCAAUCAAGCUUCAUUCAGUGGAUGCAAUCUUGAGUUUUCAUCCGUAGACUCCUGUAUUGGAUCGAACUGUGUAUUCAAUCGAGCCAAGGUUACCAAUGCCAUCUUCACAGAUAAUCAACUAUAUGAAUGCCAAGCAUAUUGUACCAACUUCUCAAAUUCCAACUUGUCCAACACGAGCUUUGCAUGCUCUGAUCUGAAAGGAAGCAAGUUUAUUGGUGCAAUACUUUAUGGAUGUGACUUCUCACAUUGCGAUAUUGCACAUUGUGACUUUACAAAUGCCAAGUUUGAUCAGACAAGUAACCUGAGUUGCACAAUCACCAAGGAGACGGUGUUUGAGAAUUCCAACUAUGAAGUGGCAAUCAACAAGAAGAACUGGAAGAAGCCCAAACAGAUCAGGACCAAGGGCAAGAUCUCGUCAAUCCCCGGAAUGAUCAUUGGUUAA